AUGAACUGGGCAUCCCUGCAAGGCCUCCUGAGUGGGGUCAACAAGUACUCCACGGCGCUGGGCCGCAUCUGGCUGUCCGUGGUGUUCAUCUUCCGGGUCCUGGUGUUUGUGGUGGCAGCUGAGGACGUGUGGGACGAUGAACAGAAGGACUUCGUCUGCAACACCAAGCAGCCGGGCUGCCCCAACGUCUGCUACGACGAGUUCUUCCCCGUGUCCCAUGUGCGCCUCUGGGCCCUGCAGCUCAUCCUGGUCACAUGCCCCUCGCUGCUGGUGGUCAUGCACGUGGCCUACCGCGAGGAGCGAGAACGGAGGUACCGCCAGAAACAUGGACCCAACGCCCCGGCCCUGUAUGACAACCCAAACAAAAAGCGGGGCGGGCUCUGGUGGACAUACUUGCUGAGUCUCGUCUUUAAGGCUGCCGUGGACUCUGGCUUUCUCUACGCCUUCCACAUCCUGUACCAGGGGCAUUACGACAUGCCCCGCGUGGUGGCCUGCUCCGAGUCGCCCUGCCCCCACACAGUGGACUGCUACAUCUCCCGACCCACGGAGAAGAAGGUCUUCACCUACUUUAUGGUGGCCACAGCCGUGAUCUGCAUCCUGCUCAACCUCAGUGAGGUCAUCUACCUGGUGAGCAAGAGGUGCCUGGAGAUUUUUAGCUCCAAGCGCCAGUGGUCUCGGCGCCAGAGUCGCCUGCGUGAUUCAUGCCCACCAUAUGCCCUCUCCCAGGUGGAGCACCCCCAAGAUGGGAACUCGGUCCUAAUGAAGGCCAGCUCAGCCUCGGUGGAUGCAGGUGGGUAUCCAUGACCUAUGAGGCUGGCAACUGGACCACCAUGUCCCCUACCUGCUCCCUAAGGCCAGAGCAGG
Molecule: messenger RNA, 864 nt
Organism: Pteronotus mesoamericanus
Lineage: Eukaryota; Metazoa; Chordata; Mammalia; Chiroptera; Mormoopidae
Gene: GJB4
Product: gap junction protein beta 4
Exons: 1
Coding region: 1-804 (267 amino acids)
Biological process (GO): cell-cell signaling
Cellular component (GO): connexin complex
Molecular function (GO): gap junction channel activity
Source: RefSeq, a predicted model, not a curated record